AUGAAUGAGGAAGACACAGAGAAGUCGCCAAAAGACCCUACGCACGCCACGACAAGGGCUGAAAAGGAGGGGAGAAAUGCAACACACUCGGAAGCUGACAUUGUUGACACAGUUGGCUAUGGAGAUCAGAUAAAUAAGAAAGACAGCUUUACUGCUAUUGUUGACUACAUUGACAAACAGUUUGAUGAUUACCUUCAAGAAGAGCUGAAGAUAAAACGUUGCCUCUCAGCCUACCAUGAUGCAAGAAUCCAUGCCUGUCUGUACUUCAUCUGUCCAACUGGUCAUGGUCUGAAAAGUAUUGAUUUGGUAUGCAUGAAGAAACUGGACUCAAAGGUGAAUGUGAUUCCAAUCAUUGCCAAGGCUGAUACCAUCUCUAAGGCUGAGCUGACAAAGUUUAAGCAACGCAUCAUCCAAGAGAUCAAAGCCAACAAUAUCCAGAUUUACCAGUUCCCAACAGAUGAUGAUACCAUGGCCAAGGUAUGCCUGUCUACUUUUGUGAUGAUUGCAUGGUUGUAUUUUGAGGAAUGAACAC
Messenger RNA from Penaeus vannamei (Pacific white shrimp), 532 nucleotides. NCBI's taxonomy places the organism in Eukaryota, Metazoa, Arthropoda, Malacostraca, Decapoda, Penaeidae. The record is from RefSeq and is a predicted model, not a curated record.